AUGAAUCAAUGUAUUCCUGAUUGGAAUUUUGAGGGUGAUCUUCCUGUCUCCAAUCAGAAGAAGCCAAUAGAGUCUGUACUUUCUCUAAAUUUUGAUAAUUUGAUCUUUAAGGCAUUCAUCUUUGUAAAGGUUCUUGAUAUUGGUUGCCCCAUUUUUUACCUUUGCAGGCAAGACAAUGACCUAGUAGAGCUGCUAUGGCGAAAUGGGCAGGUAGUUCUGCACAGCCAAGCACACAGAAAACCAAAUCCUCAUGUUCAAAAACAUGAUUUACCAGCAGUAAGGGACAGUGGGUCGGUUCCGAAUUCAAGUCAUUUGAUUCAAGAUGAUGAGACAGUGUCUUGGAUUCAAUACCCUCUUGAAGAUUACUCUGGAAAGGAGUUCUGUUCCAAUUUUUUCUCCGAACUGCCAUCACCAUUCCCUGAUCAAAUUUUGGAAGAAAAGUCUGCUAAAUUUGAUGCCUUGGCGAGUUCACAACAACAGUAUCAGCAUCAGUAUCAACAACAACUCAACAAUAAACAUCCCGUGGUUGCUGAAUUGUCUGGAAAUCCAAUGCCUCCUCCAAGAAUUCAAGUCCUGGACAAAAGGCAUACUAGCGGAGCAGGGUUUGGUAAAGCUGUUAAUGCUAACUUUUCUCAGUUCUCUGCUCCCUUUAAAGGAGGUGAUUUUAGAUCUUCAAGUCGACAAUUUGGAGGACAGGGGUCUGGGAAUUUUUCACAAGGAGAGGGAAGGGAGUGCUCAGUGGUGACAGUAGGGUCAAGCAACCAAAUUCCACACGAUCGUGAUGUGAACCGUGCUUCUAGUAAUGCUGUUGGGACUAGUACGGGCUUGUCUGCUGGACACUCCAUGGAUGAUCCUCGAAAAACAGUCUCCCAGAAUGAGAGAGGCAAAACUGAGACACUUGAGGCUACUCUAACUUCAUCCUCAGGUGGAUCAGGUAGUAGUUUUGGUAGACCAUGUAAACAAUCUGCGGGACCUAGUAGUAGCCAGAAAAGAAAGACCAUGGACGCAGAGGAUUCUGAGUGCCAAAGUGAGGCUGCCGAGCUUGAUUCAGCUGCAGGAAACAAGCCAGCCAAACGAUCAGGAUCUAUCCGCAGGAGCCGUGCUGCUGAAGUUCAUAACCUCUCAGAAAGGAGACGGAGGGAUAGAAUUAACGAGAAGAUGAAAGCAUUGCAAGAGCUCAUACCUCACUGCAACAAGACAGAUAAAGCAUCAAUGCUGGAUGAGGCAAUUGAGUACUUGAAGUCACUUCAAUUACAACUUCAGGUAAUGUGGAUGGGAAGUGGGAUGGCCCCUGUGGUGUUUCCAGGAAUGCAGCAUUUCAUGUCUCGCAUGGGAAUGGGAAUGGGAAUGGGUCCGCCUCCUUUGCCUUCUAUGCAAAAUCCCAUGCAUUUGCCUAGGGUCCCACUCGUUGAUCAAUCACAGAACCAGGCAGUAAUUUGCCAAAAUCCAGUGUUGAAUCCAGUUAAUUAUCAAAAUCAGAUGCAAAAUCCUGCAUUCUCUGACCAGUAUGCACGUUUCAUGGGCUUUCACAUGCAAGCCGCAUCUCAGUUUAGUGAUAAUGGUGUUGGUGCAUUGGUUUUGGUUUUGCAGCCCAUGAAUAUGUUCCGGUUUGGCCCGCAAACAGUACAGCAGAAUCAAAUGAUGGCACAACCAAGCAGUGGUGGUGGACCCUUGAGUACUGGAACUGCAGUCAAUGAUGCUCCUCCAAGUGGCAAGAUGGUUUUACUUGUUGAUACGAGUAGAUGCUGCUUAGUGCUUAGCUUAGAUAGUAAAGUCAUUUGGCGAGUGCCAAGUGAUCUGCGUUCAAACUUGUCCCACACCGGAGAUGACGAAGAGCCAUCCUCAGCAGCUCAGCGUCCGAAUGGCUUCUCGUUAACCGGUGAAUAUGCAUUCCGAUCAGGUGUUUAUGGUCCCCUGGAUGCAUAA
Dovyalis caffra is the source of this 1926-nucleotide messenger RNA. Lineage: Eukaryota; Viridiplantae; Streptophyta; Magnoliopsida; Malpighiales; Salicaceae. The record is from the annotation of a GenBank genome assembly.